Molecule: messenger RNA, 2704 nt
Organism: Cynocephalus volans (Philippine flying lemur)
Lineage: Eukaryota; Metazoa; Chordata; Mammalia; Dermoptera; Cynocephalidae
Gene: ZBTB44
Product: zinc finger and BTB domain containing 44
Exons: 6
Coding region: 604-2454 (616 amino acids)
Biological process (GO): regulation of transcription by RNA polymerase II
Molecular function (GO): RNA polymerase II cis-regulatory region sequence-specific DNA binding; protein binding; DNA-binding transcription factor activity, RNA polymerase II-specific
Source: RefSeq, a predicted model, not a curated record
AAGUGCCCCUAAACAGGCAGGAGUGAGCGGAGCGGCAACGGCGGCGGCGCCGGCCCGCACGCGCGCGGCGGCGGCUCCCUCCCAGCCUCCCCCUCCCCUCCCCUCACUCCCCUUCCCCUUUCCCACCCCGCCCCGCCGGGAAAACGCGAGCCGUCGCCGCGCUCCUCAGACCGCCGCCUGCCCUCGGCCAACCACCCUGAGCGGCCGCCCGCGCGCGGCUCCCGGGCCCCCUCGCUCCGCCCCUCAGGCCCCUCCGAACGCUGGGGCUGCUUUCCUCCCCGCCGCUUCGCACUCUCCACCUCGCAGGCACGCCGGUGGGCUGUGCCGCCAUGCCCCAGCCACAGGCUACUCACGGGCCUAGGCGCGGCGGCCCGAGAUAGGGUCCCCUGGGCCUCCCGGGGGAGGAGAGAGGCAGCGAGCCGCGUGCUCCGCCCCCUCCCCCCGGGCUGUCGCCGCCGCCACCGCCACCGCCACCUCGCCGCCUCAGCCUGGCGGGGAGGAGGAGAAGGAGCAGCAGGCCUCCGGGCCCCGGUACCGCCGCCCGCAGGACAUUUCUGAUUCAUUUGCAUCCUUGAAGAGCAUCUGUAGAAGAGAAAGGAAAACAUGGGUGUGAAAACAUUUACUCAUAGCUCCUCUUCCCACAGCCAGGAAAUGCUUGGAAAGUUAAAUAUGCUGCGAAAUGAUGGACAUUUUUGUGAUAUCACUAUUCGUGUCCAGGACAAAAUCUUCCGGGCACAUAAAGUGGUACUAGCAGCUUGCAGUGAUUUCUUUCGUACCAAACUUGUAGGCCAAGCAGAGGAUGAGAACAAGAAUGUACUGGAUCUGCAUCAUGUUACAGUGACUGGCUUUCUACCCCUUUUAGAGUAUGCUUACACAGCCACUCUUUCAAUUAACACAGAAAAUAUUAUUGAUGUUCUAGCUGCAGCCAGCUAUAUGCAAAUGUUUAGUGUUGCCAGUACCUGCUCAGAGUUCAUGAAAUCAAGCAUUUUAUGGAAUACACCCAACAGUCAACCAGAAAAGGGACUGGAUGCUGCACAAGAAAAUAAUUCUAACUGCAAUUUUACUUCUCGAGAUGGAAGCAUUUCUCCAGUGUCUUCAGAGUGCAGUGUGGUAGAAAGAACCAUUCCUGUCUGCCGAGAAUCCCGGAGAAAGCGCAAAAGCUACAUUGUUAUGUCUCCUGAAAGCCCUGUAAAGUGUAGCACACAAACAAGUUCACCCCAGGUAUUGAAUUCUUCAGCUUCCUACUCAGAAAAUAGAAAUCAACCAGUUGACUCUUCUUUAGCUUUUCCCUGGACUUUUCCUUUUGGAAUUGAUCGAAGGAUUCAGCCUGAGAAGGUUAAACAGGCAGAAAAUACCCGGACUUUGGAAUUGCCAGGCCCAUCUGAGACAGGUAGAAGAAUGGCUGAUUAUGUGACUUGUGAGAGCACAAAAACUACCUUGCCUCUGGGUACUGAAGAUGAUGUCCAGGUCAAAGUAGAAAGGUUAAGUGAUGAGGAAGUCCAUGAGGAAGUGUCCCAGCCUGUCAGUGCAUCUCAGAGUUCCCUGAGUGAUCAGCAGACAGUGCCAGGAAGUGAACAAGUCCAAGAAGACCUUCUGAUUAGUCCACAGUCUUCCUCUAUAGGAUCGGUAGAUGAAGGUGUCACUGAGGGGUUACCUACGCUUCAGAGUGCUGCUAGCACUAAUGCCCAUGCGGAAGAUGAUGAUCGACUGGAAAAUGUUCAGUAUCCCUACCAACUCUACAUUGCUCCUUCUACCAGCAGUACAGAACGACCAAGCCCAAAUGGUCCAGACAGACCGUUUCAAUGUCCAACCUGUGGGGUACGAUUCACCCGUAUUCAGAACCUAAAACAGCACAUGCUCAUCCACUCAGGAAUUAAACCAUUUCAGUGUGACCGCUGUGGGAAAAAGUUCACCAGGGCUUACUCGCUAAAGAUGCAUCGCCUAAAGCAUGAAGGUAAACGCUGUUUCCGGUGCCAGAUAUGUAGUGCUACUUUCACUUCCUUCGGGGAAUAUAAACACCACAUGAGGGUUUCCCGGCACAUUAUCCGCAAGCCUCGGAUUUACGAGUGCAAAACAUGUGGCGCCAUGUUCACCAACUCUGGAAAUUUAAUCGUGCACCUGAGGAGUCUGAACCAUGAAGCAUCAGAGCUAGCAAACUACUUCCAGAGCAGUGAUUUCCUAGUACCGGACUACUUAAACCAGGAGCAAGAAGAGACCCUUGUUCAGUAUGAUCUUGGAGAACAUGGUUUUGAAAGCAACUCCUCUGUUCAAAUGCCUGUAAUUUCACAGGUCUCCUCGACCCAGAAUUGCGAAAGCACUUUUCCCCUGGGGUCUCUUGGUGGGCUAGCAGAAAAGGAGGAAGAAGUGCCAGAGCAGCCAAAGACCAGUGCUUGUGUUGAGACAACCAGAGAUGACCCCCCAAAAUCAGAGCUGUCUUCUAUAACUAUUGAGUAAUUUUGCGGUUUUGCUUCAUUUUUGGUUUUUGGAAAGUGCCUGUGCUUGGUCUUGUACAUUUAAAUUUAAUUUAAAUUUUUUAAACAAAAAAAAGGAUUUGGGAAAGAAUUUCCCUUUUUACUUUGUAAGCCCUGCAACUGAUGUUUUAUUUUUCAUAACUGAGAGAUUGCUUCUGUAAGUAAACAGUAACAUGAUGUUGAAAAAUAAUAAAAACUAUAAGGUUAAGGAGAACCAGCUGACUUAAAACAUA